AUGAGCACUUCAAGGUCGACCAUGUUCGUGUGCACCCUAUACUCGAGCUGGAUUCCGGAUGGGUUCUGGGAGCCAUAUCUGCUCAUGAUAUUCCCGAUCGAGACCACAGAGGAUGGUCUUUCACAGGUGGUGUGGUUUGGACGCAAGUGCACCAAUUUCAAAGGCAACGCAGAGUCGACGUCCCCUAACGCCCGUGACUUCAGUCAGCUGAUUGUGACGUCUCGCGCCGACAUCUUUGUGGCGCGAUCGAAGCAAACGCUGGAGCGCAAAGACAAGCUCAACGUCGAGCUUACCUGCUACGGCUGGGGCGAGACGCGUUUGAUAGUGCACUUUUACUUCCCCGGGGACUCUGACCUUACCAACUGUAUCGGCUCCAUGCUCAGAGCGAUCACCCGCGAUAUCAAGUACUCCCAAAACUGGGGCUGCGAGUUCUGCGGCAAGCCUCGCGACCCCGCGCGCGAGGUUGUGUACCAGUACUUCUCCGCGCACACCCCUGACGGCCUCUGGCUGCUCACCAUAUCCGCCCACUUCAUCUGCGACAUGGACUUCGCGCACGUGCGCAAGGGCCUCACCCGCGUCCACGCGAUGCAGCACGGGCUCGGCCUCGCGGACGCCCAUUCGCCCUACAACACCAUGCCGCUGCGCCCCGCGCACAUCGUCCACCCGCUGGCGGGGAGCUGCGCGGACUGCGAGCGCGACGAGACGGCGGAGAACGACGGCGCGUGCCUGAAACGCUGCAGCCGGUGCCGCAUGACGCGCUACUGCAGCGCGGCGUGCCAGAAGCGCGACUGGUCGCGGCAUAAGAUUGUGUGUAAGAUGGUGCACGAGCUCGCGUUCGAGAACUGGCAUCUGGUGAAGUAUUAUGCGACGGUGAUGGACGAUGAGGUGCCCACGGAUUAUAGCGAGAUGUCGUACGUAGAGUGCUGCUGGCGCUGGCUGCGCGACAGCAUACUUAAGAUUGUCGUCCGAUUCAGGUACUAA
Messenger RNA from Trametes versicolor FP-101664 SS1, 981 nucleotides. RefSeq lists its product as uncharacterized. The record is from RefSeq and is a predicted model, not a curated record. Gene Ontology annotation, molecular function: DNA-binding transcription factor activity, RNA polymerase II-specific. The transcript is spliced from 6 exons. Lineage: Eukaryota; Fungi; Basidiomycota; Agaricomycetes; Polyporales; Polyporaceae. Gene Ontology annotation, cellular component: nucleus. Bases 1 to 981 code for a protein of 326 amino acids. Gene Ontology annotation, biological process: regulation of transcription by RNA polymerase II.